AUGAUUAGCAACAGCGACGCCUUUGGCGAGGAACUUGCCUUCGCUCCCUCUGGUAGUGGUAGCGGUAGCGGCGACAGAGGUGGCGGCGGUGCCAGCGGAGGAAAAGACGAAGCUUUUGGCCACUGUUACAGAGUUGGUGACUUGGUGUGGGGCAAAGUUAAAUCGCACCCAUGGUGGCCUGGUCACGUAUACAACGAAGCCUUUGCUUCUCCUUCUGUUAGGAGAACGAAGCACGAGGGCCAUUUGUUGGUGGCUUUUUUUGGGGAUAGUAGUUAUGGGUGGUUCGACCCUGCUGAGCUAAUACCAUUUGAAGAGAACUUUGCGGGAAAAUCCAGUCAAAUUACUUCACGACCAUUUCUAAAGGCAGUGGAAGAAGCUGUGGGUGAGAUAUCUAGGAGACGCAGUUUGGGGUUGGCCUGUCGGUGUCGAAACAAGUACAAUUUCUGGCCCACAACUGCUGAGGGCUACUGUAAUGUGGACGUUGGAUGUUAUGAAUCUGGGGGGGUUUACUCCAGGAGACAGAUCCAAGAAGCACAAGAGAGUUUCCAGCCAAGAGAAAUGCUCAAUUUUGUGCAGCAGCUAGCCUUGAAGCCGUUGACUGAUGAUUAUUUGAUGCUCAAUUUCAUCAAGAACAAGGCCACAAUUUUGGCAUGCCGGAAGGCAUUUUUCGAGGCUUUUGACGAGACAUAUGCACAAGCCUUUGGUACUGAGCCUGUGCGCCCCACUCCUCCCUCACAGCCUCUAGUGGUGGAUCCAGCUAAAGCUGCUUUGAGUGGCCGACUAGUGAUUGCAGAAGCUCUUGGUAAAGGGAAAAGCUCAGUAAAAUCGACUAAAACGAAGGAGCAAGUUGAGAAGGAAAGAUACCUAUUAAAAACUAGAGAUGAAAGAACUGAGUUGAAGACCAGCGAAUCAAGCUCUGGGCAAGCAGAUUCCCCUAGUCAGCCUCUUAUGGUAGAUAGAUUGGGCAUUUCUGGUAAAGUUGUUUAUUCUGGCAAAUCAGAGCAUAGCAGUCAGACUCCAGGGCACAGUAUUUCUGAAGGCCGUGAGCUGCCUACUAGUCAUCAGGCUUCUGCUAAAGAUUUGGGCAAAGAGAAACUUAAGGAUGAUUGUAGCGGUUCCACGGAGUUUAUUCAUGGUGGCAAAAAGAAAGCUAAGGUACACAGGCGUCCUUCUGGAGAUUUGAACACUGAAAAUUCAGUCCCAGUGGAGAAGAAGAGGAAGAAGAAAAUAAAGCAUGAAAUAGGUACUGAAACAAGCACUGACCGUGUGCAGAUACCUGCAGCUGCCAGUUAUGGUGGCGUGGCAGUGAAUAACAGUUCAGGAACAUCAGUCCAAGUUCUGUUUGGUGAAGAUUAUCGACUCGAGAAUCAGAGCAGAAAUGUAGUUGGCUCUUCACAGUGUCCUACAAUGGAAACAAUGAAAGCAGUUGGGAUUGGGGAUGCUGUAGAGCUUGAACUUCCAAGAUUACUGAGAGAUUUGCAAGUUUCUGCUCUCAAUCCCUUCCAUGGGAGUGUUCCAGCUAUUGUCCAGAAAGUUUUAUUGAAAUUCCGGUCCCUUGUUUAUCAUAAGAGCUUGCCCUUGAUGGCGCCAGCUGAAAAUGAGUCCAAAGAAGCUCGUAUUGGUAAAUUAACUGCUGUGAGAGCUUCAGCUAGUCCUGAUGAGACUAUCAAAAGAAUGCCAAUUGGGAAGCCUACGAAUCCUCCGAUCAGGCCUGAAGAUCAAGAAGAAGGUGGGCAGAAACGUGGCGCAUCUGAUCGAUUGAAGGAAAUUGCUGCAAAUAAGAGGAAGAAGAUCAUUGACUUGAAAUCAAUGGCUAUGGAAAAGAAGGCUGUUCGUAAGGUUACUGAGAUCCCACGGGAUGGAAAAGAAUCUGUUGUAAAAAGCGUGCCUCUAGUGCCAUCAAAAGCAAAUAAAUUGGAAUCGAAAAAGAGGACAGAGAAGCGAAUCACAGCACGUGAACCGACCAUGCUCGUUAUGAAAUUUCCACCAGGUGGAGCACUUCCUUCUAUUUCGGAGCUGAAAGCGAAGUUUGCCCGUUUUGGGCCUUUGGAACAUUCAGCCACUCGAGUUUUUUGGACAACAUUGACAUGUCGUCUUGUUUACCAUUACAAAUUUCAUGCUGAAGCUGCUUACAAGUUUGCGGUUGGUAGUAACAAUCUUUUUGGGAACCCCAAUGUGAGAUGUCACCUCCGUGAACUGGGAGUCGAGGCACCACAAGCUGAAUCAGUUAAGGUUCAGAGGGCCGAAGAAUCUGUUGGGGCCUUGCAACUGAAAGAUAAUGCUGUAGUAGAACUUUCUUCGCAGCCACCUCAACAUCAAGUCCAGUUAAAAUCUUGCCUCAAAAAGCCUUCUGGUGAUGAAGGUGGGAAUAGUGCUAAUAGGAGUACUGCGUCUGUCAAAUCUGUGUUGGGCGGUGAAGAAAGUAGUCGGGUUGAGCAAUUGUCGAGUAACAACAUUCCUACACAUUCUCUCGAUCUUAAUAGCAAGAAUUUACCAGAGGCUUUGCCUCAUUCCAGCGUUCCUUUGCGUUCUAACGAGUUUCAAAAUUUGCCGUUACCUGAUCAAAUGCAUAGAACAACUAACAAAGACAUCGCUCAACCAAUGCUGAAUCUAUUAACGAGGUGCAAUGAUGUGGUUAACAAUUUGACUGGCGCAUUAGGCUACGUGCCUUACCAUUCUCUAUAA
Molecule: messenger RNA, 2685 nt
Organism: Fraxinus pennsylvanica
Lineage: Eukaryota; Viridiplantae; Streptophyta; Magnoliopsida; Lamiales; Oleaceae
Source: the annotation of a GenBank genome assembly